UGAUCAGUUCACCAUUGUUUUUUUUUAAUAUAAAUUCGCUUUGAUAUUUCAACACAUUUCCAGAAUACCGUUACAUAUCGUGAAAAAUAUGUUUAAAAUAAUAUAAAGGAAAUUCAAGCUGACAGAAUGUAGCCUUGCGCCUAUCCAGUCUAUGGUAGCCUGUGAUUCGCUAAUGGUAAUGAGUUGCGUCGCUAACCUCACUUAUUAUUCAUUACGUACAGUCUUGCGAGCAAAGUUGACACACAUUUAUAAGCAUAGCCGACGAGAGUAUUUUAAGAUAGGUUGUAGUACAGCAAACAUUUGUUACAUAUGUACUAGUCUGGCUAUAUAUCUAGCACCAAUGGAUCGUUUUGUAGUGAGGAAAGUGCCAGAGGGACAGGCUGCCAUGACAGAGGGUCAGGCUGCCACGACAGAGGGACAGGCCGCCACGAUAGGGCAAGGACAGGCUUCCGAAGCGUCAACUUCGCAAAAAAGACGAAAAAGAAAAUACAAUGAGGAAUAUGUUAAAUAUGGAUUCACAGUGACGACAGACAGAGCAGGAGAGGAGGUACCACUGUGUUUCGUAUGUUCAACAAUUCUCUGUAAUGAAGCUAUGAAGCCGUCGAAACUUACGCGGCAUAUGGAGACGCAUCACGUCCACUUGAAGGCCAAACCCGUUGAGUACAUGCAACAGAUGUUGCGUGAUUUCAAAGGACAGCAGGCUACCAUGAGGAAGAGUGCAAAAAUAAAUGAAAACGCACUGAAAGCAUCGUAUCUGGUCGCUCUCAGGGUUGCAAAAAGUAAGAAGCCCCAUACCAUUGCAGAGCAGCUUAUAUUGCCAGCAGCCAUAGAUAUGUGCAGAGCUAUGGUAAGCGAAGAAUGUGCCAACAAAUUAAAAACUAUUCCGUUGUCAGACAACACAAUCGGAAGACGAAUUGGGGAAAUGGCAAAUGAUGUCAAAGACCAGCUGAUGGCAAAACUUCAGACAGUUCUGUUUUCCCUUCAAAUCGACGAGACGACAGAUGUUACUAAUGAUGCGCAACUGUUAACAUUUGUGCGAUACGAGGACAGUGGCACUAUGUGCGAGGAAUUUCUUUUUUGCAAACCACUGCCCGGGCGAACUACCGGUGUAGAAAUAUUUAAAGCACUGGACGAGUUUUUCACGGAGCACAAUAUCUCGUGGCAGAGGUGCGUUGCAUUAUGCAGCGAUGGGGCCCGAGCCAUGAGUGGCAGCAAGACUGGACUGUUUGCGCAUGUAAGGAGGGUGGCUCCGGGGGUAAUUUGGACACACUGCCUGAUUCAUAGAGAGGCUCUCGCCUCCAAAGAUCUCAGUGUUGAGCUCAGUGGUGUGUUUGAUGUCGUUGUCAAGACGGUCAACUUCAUAAAACGAAACGCAUUGAAUACACGCCUGUUUUCAUCCCUAUGCCAUGACUUGGGAAGUGAACACAGCUCUCUCCUUUAUCAUUCAGAGGUGCGUUGGCUGUCUCGCGGCGCUGUGCUCGCCCGUGUGUUUGAACUACGCGGAGCUAUCUACGAGUUCUUGUGCGAGAAGCAUUCUGAUCUGGCUUCCAAUUUCAACGAUAGUUACUGGUUAACUAAGCUGGCGUACCUCACAGAUGUUUUUGCAGAGCUGAACAAGUUGAACAGCUCCAUGCAAGGGAGAGAUGCAAACGUCAUGCAGCUCUACGAGAAGCUCGACGCAUUUGUGAAAAAAAUGUCAAAGUGGAUCGAACGAGUGGAGAGCAAUAACUUGGCGAUGUUUCCUUCAGUUGAGGAAUACCCUGACAGCACUGACAUCAACGACACUAUAUGUGAGCAUUUGAGGAAGCUUGUGCGUCAAUUCGCAAAGUACUUCACUGAUUCGGAAGAGUGGCGCCGUGACAGCAAGUGGAUCCUGCUCCCAUUCAGUGACGAUGCAUCAGUAGGGUCAAGUCUGACGGCUGUGGAAGAGGAUAAGCUGAUUGAGAUGUCCACAGACUCUGUCAGGAGGCAUAUGUACGACACACAGCCCCUUGUUAAAUUCUGGAUAAGUUGCCAGACAGAAUUUCCACAGCUUGCUGCAAAAGCAAUGAGGUGUCUUUUGCCCUUUCCAACCACAUACCUGUGUGAGAGUGGUUUUUCUACACUGGCGUACUUAAAGAAUAAGUACAGGGCUAGGCUUGAUCCAGAGAAUGACAUGAGACUGUCUCUGUCUACCAUUUCGCCACGAAUAGACAGGCUGUGUGGACUUCACCACGCCCAGAUAUCACACUGACAGCAGGUGAUUGGUGACAGGUCUGUCCUGGCUGGGUUAUAAAAGCCCUGACCAGCCAGCAGUUGAGGCUGCCUUGGUCUUCAUUUGUUGGAUUUUGGUUCUCCGGUGUUGUUGGAUUUUUGUUCUCCGUUGUUGUUUUGUCACACACCUAGACUGACUUUGCAUGACAUUUUUAGUUACUUUUCCCAAUACUGAAUUGCACAACACUUUAUUAUUCUUUAUUCUUUCUUUAAAAUAAUCUUUAAUUUAAUAAAUCUACUUUUAUUAUUAUAAAAUCUGCGUGGCCUCUCUUUCAUGUUUCAUGCAUUGAGCUAUGCAUGUAACACCAAAUACACACGCGCACGCGCAGGCACAUCAGUGGGCCGCGGAUUGCUUUCUAGUCCGAAUGGUGGUCCCUGGGACAAAACCAGUUGAAAACCCCUGCUUUAAAUCAACUAGCUGCUGCUGGCCACGCCCCUUUGGAGCUGCUGCUGGCCACGCCCCUUUGGAGCGUCAUGAUCUCUCCUCUGGAGACAGUUUUCUAACGGGAGAAACUCAGCUAAACGCUGCCGUGAUUAAACGCCAUAAUAUGUUCUGCUGCGAAAAUGUUCGUUGUUUGAAGACCAAGAGUCGGUCCAAAGUAGACCAGGAAACCUCUAGUUUAAAUCAAAGAGUAUUUAUUAAUGCAAUAGUGUAGUAGGUUUACAAGGGAACACAGCUGCGGUCUUCCCCCACGCCACUGAUCCACAGAACACGUUGAAGCAGUUAGCAGUUAGUCUCCCAGCAGCGUGGAGGAAUUAGGGCCGAUCUUCUCUUUACAUCAGGCAUUUCUACUCUGUGUUCCUUCCAGUCUCGUUUUCUCUCAUUGGUUGGCAGCGGGAGCCGGAUCCUGUUGGCCCCUUGUCGUCACAUGGGUGUUUCCCACAAAUGUGGUCCGUUGAGAAACAGUGAAUUAUCUCUAAUGUUCCGUCAGAAUAUAUUGAUUAUCCUUACAGUUCCAAACCACAUCCAGCAUUAUUUCUGAAACACUUCUCAGUGUUUACAAUUACUAUUUAUUAUUACAAUUCUAAGUCCCUCCUGCAGACAUCCUGCUGAACACACAGACACACAGAGGUGCUGCGGAGGGGGUUCAGCUCGCAACUGUCUAUGGAGGACGAUAGGUUGGGACGUGUCACGUGGGCGGAACGUUGCCAGCAGUUCAAUGUAAAGCCAGCACACAUUUCCUUUAUGACGUCAUAAGGACAUCAAAUCUGGGUCAGCUCGUUUGUACCCCCAUUUUUAGAGAUGUGGGUAAGGAGGAAAAAAGAGAGGGUUGUAUUUUCUGUCACUUUGUGAGUCUCCUUACACACCGGGGACACAUAUUUAUGUUUGAAAGACAGCAAAAAGUGCAUUUUGCAUAAUAGGGGAACUUUAAUGUAAUCCAUGGUGUCUAUGAGGGUCAGUGUCAUUGCGGGUCCCAGGCCUUCUAAAUGAGGCUGGUAGCAGAACAGAAGAAGCUUUUCGGGCGGAGAGAGUUUUUGUUCCGGAUGAAGCACAGCCUCCCACCAGAAGUGGUUCGAGCCGUCUGUGUCAACGAUGGGAAGGCUCGGCCAAAAUUACCCAUGUCAUGUGCUCUACAAGAUGGUUAAGUGAUGCCAGCUGUUGUGCUUACAGUCUCAUUCAAUGAAAAAGAAAAGAGCCUUGUGGGCGCUUUCCUAAAUUCUCAACUGUCAACACACUCAAUGAGAAUAUUACAUUACAGUACAAAUCAGCUAGUGAGACUUUUGUAAAAAGCGACGUACCUACACUUCAAUAAAGUUGGCAUGCCUGCAGGAGCAAUUUGGGUUUAAGUUUCUCACCCAAAGACGCUUAGACAUGUGGACUGCAGGCGGUAGGGAUCAAACCUCAGCCCCUCUGAUUGGUACACACCUAUUUUCUUCCAAGACCACAUACAAAUGGCAUUGUCCUAUCUGUCACCAGUUGAAGAAUACAUUGUAAAGGUAGAAAAAGAAAUGUUUCACUCCAACUGCCCAGCCACUUCAAACAGUAGCAGAUGACCCAAAAAAUAGUAGGUUCAAUGCCCUCUUACCACUCUGUGAAACAAAUUAUUAAGACGGUUUUUAUUGCGGACCUCAGGUUUUCUCUUCUGCUCCAAAACACACUAUAUCAACUUUGUACGUCACUCUGAAUGCCAAAUGCUGUCAAAGUCAAAAACAAUAUAGGCUGGUAUUAGGACCAGAACUGUGACAAAUUAAGUCCAGGUUGGUUUGUAGAAUUAUUAGAAAUAAAUUGGUUGGUCAUACGUGUGGCAUAUAACAACCCCAAAUGCAUUCUGCUCUUUUU
Messenger RNA from Eleginops maclovinus (Patagonian blennie), 4534 nucleotides. Its product is annotated as protein FAM200A-like. The coding region runs from base 152 to 2233 and encodes 693 amino acids. The transcript has 2 exons. The record is from RefSeq and is a predicted model, not a curated record. Lineage: Eukaryota; Metazoa; Chordata; Actinopteri; Perciformes; Eleginopidae.